Crotalus tigris (Tiger rattlesnake) is the source of this 4885-nucleotide messenger RNA. It is a transcript of the gene GPX2, whose product is annotated as glutathione peroxidase 2. Gene Ontology annotation, biological process: response to oxidative stress. The record is from RefSeq and is a predicted model, not a curated record. NCBI's taxonomy places the organism in Eukaryota, Metazoa, Chordata, Lepidosauria, Squamata, Viperidae. Gene Ontology annotation, molecular function: glutathione peroxidase activity. The transcript has 2 exons.
UUUCUCCGAAAUGGUGUAGGGUUUCCUGCCUGAGCAGGGGGUUGGAUUAGAGGACCUCCAAGGCCCCUUCCAACUUUACUACUAUUACUAUUACUAUCCACAUAGUAACUUAUAUGACUUUUAAAAGGCAGCCAAUUUUUUACUUGACUUCCACUUUUCUUUGGAAAACUUAAAAUAAAAGGAAAAAAUUGUUGCAUCUCAUGAAUUCCAUCGAUCCGUUUUUGUUGUAAGCAGCAUGAAUUAUUGAGGAUUGUCCAAAGUAUCACAAUGGCUUAGGUAGCAGUAGAACUGAUAUCACCCUGACCUGCUGCUUUGUUCCCAAUCAGGAAAGAGCUAGAUGAGUAACAAGGAGGGGCUCCACUCUCUGCAGACUACCCUAUGAAGAAAGGCUGCUUGGUGCAACCAAGCACACGAGUAUACAGAAGAGCAUUUGAAGCAGAUAGCCGUAUCUGCAAGCAUCUCACGUUGCUGUCCUUUUGGUGCACUUGGUCUACUAAACAACGAUGACUCCCAUAGCCAAAUCUUUCUAUGAUCUCAGUGCCACUGAUCUCCAAGGGGAGAAAGUGGAUUUCAACAAUUUCAGGGGAAGAGUGGUUUUGAUAGAGAAUGUGGCUUCUUUCUGAGCCACCACAGUGAGGGAUUACACCCAGAUGAAUCAGCUGCAGAGCAAAUACCCUCGAAGGCUGGUUGUCCUGGGUUUUCCUUGCAAUCAGUUUGGUUACCAGGAGAACUGCAUAAAUGAAGAGAUCCUCCACAGCUUGAAAUAUGUGAGGCCCGGAUCUGGGUUUGAACCCAAUUUUACUCUUUGCCAGAAGUGUGAGGUGAAUGGCAACAACACCCACCCUGUCUUUGCCUACCUGAAGGAUAAACUCCCUUACCCAGAUGAUGAUCCUUCCUGCUUCAUGCUGGAGCCAAAGUUCAUCCUGUGGAGCCCCGUGCAUCGCUACGACAUUUCCUGGAACUUUGAGAAGUUCCUGGUGGGACCUGAAGGAGAACCUUUCAAGCGCUACAGCUCCAGGUUCCUCACUAGCAGUAUUGAGCCUGAUAUGCAGCGCCUCCUGAAGCUUGCCAAGUAAGAAAAAAAGCAGAAUUCCCAACAUUAUAUAAGUAGCCUUUACAUAGGCCCGUAAUCAGAAUUUUAUUUUAUUUUCUUCUCUCUCUCUCUCUCUCUCUCUCUCUCUCACUCACUCACUCACUCACUCAUUCACUCACUCACUCACUCUUUUUCUGAGUAUUUGAGGUCCUUCAGCCUGGCAGAGGCAACAUCAGACUUCUACUGAAUGACAGUCUCCUUUAAAAGCUUCAAGGAGGAGGCCUGAAAAGUGUAAAAGUAUUGAUUCCUUGGCUCUCUCAUUUGCUGAGUACUGUUUGUUUCACAAGUUAAAUAAAUGAAUUGAAGAAUUUUCCGCUCUGUUUAUUUUAAAAUGAAGCGGCCAUUAAUAACACCCACGCUGAAAAACAUUUUUUUAAAAUCACAUCUCUCCUUCCUAUGUUUGCCUUCAGAUGCCCCAACUUCUUCUUGGUUCCUUAAAUUACUCUCGGAUGGCAUUUCUUAUAAGCAUUUAAUGACAGUCACCUAAUAUUCUUCCACAGCUUAAGAGCUGCAGGGAAUAAUAGACGGAGGAGAGUUUAACCUACUGAUGGAGGUGUUCUUCCAAAGGUUUUCUGUUUUUGUUUUUUGUUUAUCUUAAUAAUACUGUCAGCUGCCACAGAUCAGGUUCAACUGGCUCCAUCAGCUACAGAUAGUCCUCAACUUAUGAUCCCAAUUGGGACAAGAAUUUUCAUUGCUAAACAAAGCAGUGCUUAAGUAAGUCUGCCCAAUUUUACAACCAUUUUUGCAUGGUUGUUAAAAAGAAUCACUGCAGUUGUUAAGUGAAUCACAUGGUUGUUAAGCAAAUUCAGCUUUCCCAUUGGGUUUCCUUGUUGGAAGCUGGCUGAGAACAUCGCAAAUGGCAAUGUCAUUACUCCAUUCUACUUCAACCAUCAUAAAUACAUACCAGUUGCCAAAUGCCCAAAUUUUGAUCAUGUGAUCAUGAGGACGCUGGAAAAGUCAUGUGCAAGGAAUAAUGACUAACAAGGCCAUUAUUUUUAGUGCUGUUGUAAUUUUGAACAGUCACUAAAGAAUAGUUGUAAGUCAGGGACUGCCUAUAGAUUGUUCUUAGUCUGUUGCCAAGAUCCUUUCAAGCUCAGCUCCAGGAAUUAUAAAAAGAGAAAUGGUCUGGAUUUAUAAGUGCUGUAAAUUUCUGCCCAAAUCCUAGAAAUACGAAACAUUAAGCAAAUCCUGAAUACCCAAGAGACGGUAGCAAUCUUUCUAGUCAAGCAAGCACUAAUAAAUUCUCUUUUAAAAUAAUGAAUCCAAAUUUAUAGUUCAUUUAUUUAUUUUAAAAUUUGAAUACCACCAAAUCCCUGAACUGUAAGGAACUUGCAUUAAAAAUGUUCAAUAAAAAUAGCACAAUAAUGAAGAGUUUAAGUGGAAAAUGGGAAGAAUAGGGAGGACAUUCUUCUUCUUGGAUAGCAUAUGGAUAGCAACAACCACAGAAUUCCUAUUUAAUUCAGUGGGGUAUAUCCAGCAAUGCCUUGUAACAGACAUAUUACAUACUUAAACAACAUCUUUGAUCUCAGACUAUCUGCAGAGUUAAUUGCAAAGAGGAUGGUUUGAAAGACACUCUCUCCUGAUUAAAAUUCAUUACAAGGGACUGUUCUUUUUCUCUCCUUUCUAAAUAAUUGAUCAGAGGUUGUAUUUAAAGUAAAGGAAAAACUAGCUUCUUUAGUAGAUUGUUGUUUGAGCCAAUAAACAAUAUAUUCAACCAUCUCUGAUAUCAGCAACCUAGCUAAACGAAAUCAAAAAUUAUCUUCUAGCUUCCUCCACUUUUCUCAAUAACACUAUGAUAAGGACACAAACCAGUUUUUAUCAGUGUCUUCAGGCAAACAUAUUCUAGGAAAUAGAAGAAGCACACACUUCAAGAUGGUUUUGAGAUUCAAGGUCUGCGGGAUAUUCUCUUUUAGUACCUAUUUUUUUAUACUCCUGACUUUUCACAAAAAGGCCACGUUAACCUGUGUAAAAAAAAGGGAGGAAAGCAUCAUUUCAAGCUAAUUUAAAGUCUAACCAGAAGUCCCACUAAACUCAAUUAACUUACUCCUACAUAAUUGAGCAUGGAAUUUCAGUCUUAAUGUGCCAUGAAUAUAAUUUCAUCCACUUCAUUGGUCUUUAUAAUACAUUCCAUAAAAGGUAACGCCAAAAUCAGUUAUAAAAAAAUCUCCAAUAAGGAUGAGAUAAUGAAUAUAUACUACUGCGAAGCAGGGCUAGUAUUAUGAAUACCCUAAGAUUGAAUAAUGAGUCAUAGGUUUUCCAAUCAUUUAGAAAAGAAAAUAACUAUAGUGCAAAUGAUGGAGAAAUUGUUUUGAAGGAAACUUUUAAGUUCUACAAAAAUAUUAAUUGCAAGGCUCCAAUAGGGUAUCUGGCUUUUCAAAUAUUAUGUUACUGAAUUUAUCUGAAGAUUAGCAAAUAUUUAAGUAGAACAAUAGGAAGUAUUUUUCUUAAGAUUCUGGGUAAAAAUUCAACCCUGGAAAACUAAGGGGAAAAAACCAAAUUCCUCUGAAAUUCUCUAAUUUGUAUCUCUUCUUGAAUGUGCUUUCUAGCACAUUUAUAAUGUUUCUGUAAAAAUUAUACUUUACUGUAUGUAAAGUUCUCAUGCUCCAGAACAUGAGAGAUUUUGGUUAGUGAUAAGCACUCUUAUUGUAAGAUUAUAUAAUAAAAUAUAUUUAUAUUAUAAAAUAUAUUUGUGUAAUUGCUAAGAGUCAAAAUCAACUUGAUGGCAUGUAAUCAAUGAACAAUCAAUAAUAAAAUAAUUUUAUUUAAUAAAAAUUACCAUUUAAAUGCCACAAAAUUUAACAAAAACCUCUUUCCAAACAGUUUUGAAUAGCAAAUUUCUCUGUAUAACUUAUCUCAGAAUUGCUUAUAAAUUAAUAUUGUUUGAAGUGCCUACAGUUCACAUAUUAUUUAGUGAAAGUGAAUUUUAUUUUCUAGAUUUGGUGAAAGGGCAAGUCUAAAAAUUAAAAGCCAACAGAUAAAUUCAUGGUUAGAUUUCCACCUUAAAUAUAUAAUGAUAUGUAAGAGUUCCCAAAUUUUCUUUAAAACAGUUUAUCAUCACAAAGGAGUAAUUGACCAGUUAGUAAAAAGACAAAACUUAUAAGAUAAAAUUAUUUAAGAAGCUAAAAAAUUCAUUAGAUCUCCAUAAUUUCUAAUCUUCACUAACACACCUGGAGAGCAUGAUAUUGUAAAAUCUAGCUUAGAAUUGAACAGAUAACUAAUAGGCAGCCAUCCUCCACAGAAGAAAGAAAUGGGUUGUUGCUAGAAUACAAACAAUCCACUUUCAUUCUUGACCAAAGUAAAUCAGGGUCAAUCUAUAAGGAUCAGAAGUUGUUCAUAAUUCAAAGAAUGUUGUAGAUAACUGGGUUUAUAGGAUCAAUACUGUGUAUUUCCUCAACUCUUAAUUUGACAGGUUCUGGAAAUGCUAAAGAAAUAGCUCUACACCAGUGGUUCUCAACCUUCCUUUACAGUAGUACAAUCUUCAUGUACCUCCCCUACAAACACCAGUUUAGAAAACCCUGGUCUAAGCAAUUAUCAUCAUCUAUAUAUAAAAGAUAAACUGUUUGCUGUAUAAACAUGCAGAGGCACACACUUUCAUGUAAGCAUUCACAAAUCUUCACCAUUUAAUAAAAACAUUAUUUAACAGAAGACCCAUAUUUAACUGAGGAUGGAUGGAGAAGCCAACUCACUACAGGACUACUUGCCACGGCCAACUUGCCACGAGACAACUCGUCGUGGGACAAUUUAAAAAUUCAAUUAUUUAAAAUAAAUAAAAAUAUAUUUCAAUUUUUAUCA